AUGCCCCUCUGUGGAAACAAUAUAAAAGCUGUAUGUGUUUCCAAUGGGAUUAGAGUAAAAGCAGAAGAGCAGAAGGAGUUUGCAAUGGCAGAGGAUAAGAAACCGAAUUGUGGAGACCUUAUUGAAAUCCCCCGAGGCCUAUAUCAGCACUGGGCUAUUUAUGUGGGUGAUGGAUAUGUGGUUCACCUAGCCUCAGCCUCUGAGCAUGCCAACGCUGGAGCCAGCAGUGUGAAGUCAGUAGUGCACAACAAGGCCACAGUGAAGAGAGAAAAACUUGAGGAUGUGGUUGGCAAUGAUACAUACUAUAUCAACAAUCAUCUGGAUGAGAAAUAUGAGCCACAUCCCAUUCAAGAUAUUCUACAGGACGCAAAAAUUCUUGUGGAUAAGGAACUUCAAUAUGGUGUGACUACAAAGAACUGUGAGCACUUUGUUACGCUGUUGAGAUACGGACAGCCACAUUCCCAGCAGGUGGAAGAUGCAGCAGUGUACGGUUCUCUUAUUGCUGGUAUUGUUGUGCUUGGCUAUGUAAUCUUUAAACUAGCCACUUCAAAAGACAAAGAGAAGGAGAAAAAUGAACAUGGAAAUGGGAAAUGAAGAAAUAAAAGCACAAUUGCGGAGGCCUUGAAUUAAAGACAGUAAAUGUAUGGUGAAUCUGAUCAAAUUUAAAUCAUUUUAAUAAACAUCCUUACAGGCACUGGCAUCCUUGCUUUAUUCAUUUUAUUGUUUCAA
Molecule: messenger RNA, 729 nt
Organism: Ctenopharyngodon idella (grass carp)
Lineage: Eukaryota; Metazoa; Chordata; Actinopteri; Cypriniformes; Xenocyprididae
Product: phospholipase A and acyltransferase 3-like
Exons: 4
Coding region: 1-594 (197 amino acids)
Biological process (GO): N-acylphosphatidylethanolamine metabolic process
Cellular component (GO): cytoplasm
Molecular function (GO): A2-type glycerophospholipase activity; glycerophospholipid phospholipase A1 activity
Source: RefSeq, a predicted model, not a curated record